This is a messenger RNA of Colletotrichum phormii, 609 nucleotides long. RefSeq lists its product as uncharacterized. The transcript has a single exon. The record is from RefSeq and is a predicted model, not a curated record. The coding region runs from base 1 to 609 and encodes 202 amino acids. NCBI's taxonomy places the organism in Eukaryota, Fungi, Ascomycota, Sordariomycetes, Glomerellales, Glomerellaceae.
AUGCCGAAAACAAGCAAUCAACCGGAGAACAGCCAGUCUGACAAACCCCUAUUCUUCUACAUGCCCGAUGCCGAAUGGGGAGAAUUCUGCCAAUGGUACAAGUCCGACUUCACAGUCUCCAAGGCAGAGAUUUCCGCCCUGGUUGGCCACAUCGUAGACGAGGCAGACCCUGAUGGCACGGUUAUCUUCAAUUGUGCUGAGCAGUUCAUAAUGUACUGCAAGGCCGCAAGGUUCCACGAUGCCUCGACACAGGCGGGCGUGCUAGCGACGAGUAGCCCAAAGGAACAAAAGACACUGGGGAGGAACGUCACUGGUUUCACGAACGAGAGUUGGGACCAAAUCAAGAGUCCCGUCGCCGAGACAGGCAACAAAGCAAAAUUGGGACAGAACACACGCCUGGGCAGGAAGCUGAUAUCCACGGGCGAUCGUUUGCUAUGCGAGGCUGCCUCAAAGGAUCGCGUCUGGGGAAUUGGAUAUACCGCUAAGCAUGCCUUGUCUCACCGUCAGCACUGGGGCGAGAAUCGAUUGGGCAAGGCUCUCAUGGCGACGAGAGAACAUCUGAGGAGCGAGGAGGCUCGCAACAAGAAGCCUUGGGAGCAUUAUGAGUGA